Molecule: messenger RNA, 834 nt
Organism: Diaporthe amygdali
Lineage: Eukaryota; Fungi; Ascomycota; Sordariomycetes; Diaporthales; Diaporthaceae
Product: malate dehydrogenase
Exons: 2
Coding region: 1-834 (277 amino acids)
Source: RefSeq, a predicted model, not a curated record
AUGCUGUUUUCAAAAACCGUGGUUAUUGUUGCGUCGAUCGCGACGGCAGCUGUCGCUGCCCCAUACCAGAAGCGCUGCAAAAGGGACCCAGCAGUGGCUAUCUCUCUUCCGAGCACAGGGUCAACCGACCUACCUGCUCCUGAUGCAAACCUCACGCUCAGAUAUGUCGCCGUCGGCCAUGGCAUCCAAAACUAUACAUGUGCUACCGCAAACGCAACAGCCGUGGCCACGGGCGCUCUGGCCGUUCUCUACGACGUAACGCCACUGUAUCCUGGCACGCCCGACACCGGCUUAACCGCCGAUGUCUUCAACAAGAUUACCUCAACCGUGCUCUGGGAGUCAGCCAUUCCUCUCAAUCUUGUCAACCCAGCCGCCGGUGUGCCCACAAACAGCGCCAGCACCACCACUCCCUUGGCCGAGACGGCCUACCAGGCUGAUGCAAGCAACCCGUUCCCCAGCCCUAUCCCCGACCUGGCACUUGACAGUCAGGGAAUCAAUGCCAAGUACUUGGGUGUACACUACUUUGACGCCAAGUCCAGUCCUACCUUUGACCUCGCCGGAGGUGCGACCCCAGCAGGCCUGUUCUUCAGCGGCGCUAAGCUCGGAGGCGUCAAAGCGCCCACGGACGCGGAUAAGGGCGUGCUGAACACCGGUGCGGUAGACUGGCUGCAACUUGGGGAUAACGGGCGCGGCCUGAGCAAGAGCCUGGCCGAUGUGUACCGCGUGGUCACAGCAGGUGGUGUUGCGGAGGCGUGCUCGGUGAGUGGUGCAAGCAACGCGGGCGAGACGUUCAGCGUACCAUAUACCGCACAGUAUUGGUUUUAUGGUGCUUGA